AUGAUAUUUUUUUACGGGAAAUUUCCUUCUAUCUGCUUAUUUCAUGGAGCCGGUUCUUGGUUGAUAAAACGAUUUAUGAUAUUUUAUAUACAAAAUCAUAAUCAUUCACUAACAUUCCUUUUCUGUUCGUUUAUUUUUUUUGCGAUUGCUCAUUUUAAUUGUCUAUGUAUCCAUCCAUUGAUGUUUUCAAUUAUGGAUCUUCUGUUCUAG
Molecule: messenger RNA, 210 nt
Organism: Schistosoma spindalis
Lineage: Eukaryota; Metazoa; Platyhelminthes; Trematoda; Strigeidida; Schistosomatidae
Source: the annotation of a GenBank genome assembly